This is a messenger RNA of Uloborus diversus, 1697 nucleotides long. Its product is annotated as amidophosphoribosyltransferase-like. Gene Ontology annotation, molecular function: amidophosphoribosyltransferase activity. The record is from RefSeq and is a predicted model, not a curated record. Lineage: Eukaryota; Metazoa; Arthropoda; Arachnida; Araneae; Uloboridae. Gene Ontology annotation, biological process: purine nucleotide biosynthetic process; purine nucleobase biosynthetic process. The coding region runs from base 73 to 1587 and encodes 504 amino acids. The transcript has 7 exons.
CGCCCGCUUCGAAUUAUUCUCGCAAGAUUCCAUCCUACUUGUUGCUCCAAACGUUUUAGAAAUCGUGGAAAUAUGGAUCAAAAUCAUGAAGGGAAGGAGGAAGAUUUUGAACUGAGGGAAGCGUGCGGACUUUUUGGAUGCGUAGCGAGCGGCGAAUGGCCCACCAACUUGGACGUCGCACACAUUAUUUACCUGGGGCUCAUAGCCUUGCAACACAGGGGACAGGAAAGUUGUGGAAUCACCACCAGCAAAGGUGAAAUCAACUGUGUCCUGACUCACAAGGCGGCAGGACUCGUGAGCCAUGCAUUUUCAGAAGAUGAUCUUAAUAAGCUCAAGGGGAACAUGGGCAUUGGCCAUUCCAGAUACUCUACGCGAGGAGGAACAGAACAUCUCAACACUCAACCCUUUGUCGUGCACACCAAGCAUGGCGUACUUGCCGUGGCUCACAAUGGUGAGCUCGUCAAUGCGCCUGAACUACGAAAGGAGAUCAUCGAGAAAGGUGUGGGUUUGUCAACAGAAUCGGACAGCGAACUGAUGGUACAGAUCCUUUGCAUGCCCCCUCCCGAUAGCAGCGAUGAAUCCGAUGGUCCCGACUGGCCCGCGAGGAUAAAAAAUCUCAUGAGGCGAACCAAGACUUCGUACUCUUUAUUGAUCAUGAAUGGUGAUAAGAUCUAUGCUGUGAGGGAUCCGUUUGGAAACAGACCUCUUUGCGUAGGGAAACUAGUUCCACCAAGAGGAUCACUGGUGCCAGAUCAUACCAUUGACGAAUGUGAUGGGUAUGUCAUCUCCUCCGAGUCCUGUGCUUUCCCAUCUGUUGCUGGUCGUUUGCUACGAGAAGUGGAACCCGGAGAAAUAGUGGAAGUAACAAAAAAUGGAGUGCGGUCCAUAUGUAUUAUGCCCCGGCCAGAUGAAUGUAGAGCUCCCGCUUUUUGCAUAUUUGAAUAUGUUUAUUUUGCAAGACCGGAUAGCAUUAUGGAAGGGCAAAUGGUGUACACGGCUCGAAUGGAAUGCGGAAGGCAACUUGCGAGGCAGGCCUCCGUGGAUGUAGAUGUCGUCAGUGCCAUUCCCGAAUCCGCAACUCCGGCCGCUCUUGGAUAUGCAGAACAAUCAAAAAUUCCAUAUGCAGAAGUGUUAUGCAAAAACAGAUAUGUUGGAAGGACUUUCAUUCAACCUAGCACGAGACUGCGGCAGUUGGCAGUGUUGAAAAAAUUUGGACCAUUGAGUUCAAAUUUCAAAGGAAAGAGAAUAGUUUUGAUAGAUGAUUCUAUUGUUCGUGGAACAACCAUAGGGGCAAUAAUCAGGUUACUGAGGGAUGCAGGAGCAUCAGAGGUUCAUAUUCGAAUCGCAUCGCCCCCGUUACAUCAUCCUUGCUACAUGGGCAUCAACAUUCCUACCAGAGAAGAGCUUAUCGCCAAUAAAUUGAAUGCCAGUCAGCUAGCCAAAAAAAUAGGAGCCGACAGCCUGAUCUAUCUGACUGUUGAUAACUUAGUAAAAGCUGUAAAGGAAAAUGCCAAAUCAAAUGGAAAAUCGGUCGGACAUUGCACGGCCUGUUUGACGGGAAACUACCCAGUUAAACUGGAAUGGUAGUUCUUCAGAUUCCAGUGGAUGUGUUAUUUUUUCUACGGGCAUAUGUAAAAAAUAUGAAUGUUUUCAAUUUUACUAGAUAUAUUAAGUCUUCCAAACGUGUAUUAUUUCAC